AUGAUUCAAAGCUCAGGAAAGAAAGAAAGCUCACCGGCCUAUCACAUACUGAAGCCAUUCUGGGAUGUCUUCUCAGACUAUAUCUCCAUUAUCAUGCUUAUGGUAGCAGCAUUUGGAGGCACACUUCAGGUCUCCCAAAAAAAAAUGACUUGCGUUCCUUGUAAAUUUGCAAACAGCUGUUAUAUUUCAUUAGAGACCUGGAUGAUCUUUUCCCAAUAUAUAAACUCUAACAGCUCACCUUCAAUUGUGCCCGUAGGCAUCGACUAUGACCUGGACGGGCAGCAAUACAGCCUUGUGGGUGUCCUCUGUUAUGAGAUCCAUAUGCACUGGUACUCCAAGUACUUUCCUUACCUUGUGAUGCUGCACGCUGUAAUCUUCCAAGUCUGCACCGACUUCUGGUUUAGAUUACCCAGUACCAACGCCAAGCUGGAACACUUCCUCUCCAUACUUCUAAAGUGCUUUGACUCCCCCUGGACCACACAAGCUCUCUGCCAGGCUGUUGAAGAAAGUGAUCCCCAUGCUAACCACAAAGAAGAUGUGGAAUCCAAUCUCACUCUGCUCCAAAGAAGCAAACCCCUGGUAGAGCAGGGUAUCGUGGAUAAUCAGAAGUUGGGUGCCCUUGAGAAAGAAGAAGGGGAGCAGGCAAAGGCACUAUUUGAGAGGGUAAAAAAUUUCAGGAUACAUGUGGAAAAAGGAGACAUAAUUUACAAACUCUACAUGCGUCAGAUAAUCAUUAAAGUUAUUCUUUUCAUAGGAAUUAUCUGCUACAACAUUUACUUUGUCCGCUUUAUUAGAUUUGAUGUGGCAUGUAGGCUUAACACUGAGACUCUCACUGGAUAUCGAAUGUUCCAUUGCAUCUACCCAAUAGCACGGAUGUACAAGUUUUUGGCAUCCUUCUACAUUGCCUUAGUAGGCUUAUAUGGACUGGUAACUUUGUACACACUGUGGUGGAUGCUAAGGCGCUCCCUGAAAAUAUAUUCAUUUAAGUCUAUCACAGAGGAGAGCAGUUACAGUGACAUUCCAGAUGUAAAGAAUGACUUGGCUUUCAUGUUGCAUCUCAUUGAUCAGUAUGAUCCGUUGUACUCCAAACGAUUUGCUGUCUUCUUGUCAGAGGUCAGUGAGAACAAGCUCCGUCAGCUCAAUCUCAACUAUGAGUGGACGUUGGAUAAGCUUCGUCAAUACAUUACUAAAAAUACCCAGGACAAGUUAGAGCUUAAUCUCUGUAUGCUUAGUGGAAUACCUGACAAUGUAUUUGACCUGAUUGAGGUGGAGGUGCUAAAACUGGAUAACUUUGGAAGUAUCACAAUCAGUGUGAAUAUCGCCCAGCUCAAGAACCUGAAAGAGCUGUGGUUGGACUGCAAAGCUGUUAGUAUUGAUGUGCUAGCCUUGACCUUCCUUCAAGACAAUCUGAAGACCUUACAUAUCAAAUUCAUGGAUUUCAAAGAUAUCCCGUUAUGGAUUUACAACUUGAAAUCACUUGAAGAGCUGCAUUUGAUUAGUAUUUUAAAUGAAGAGAAUAAAAAGCACCAUGAUAUUGAUCCUCUUCGUGAGUUAAAGAGACUAAAAGUGCUGAGGCUGAAGAGCAGCCUUAAAAAGAUACCUCAGGGGGUGGCUGAUGUCGGUGCUACUUUGCAAAAGCUGUCAAUCCACAAUAAAGGCACUAAGCUGAUGAUUGUCAACAAUCUUAAGAAGAUGGUGCAUCUCAAAGAGCUGGAGUUGAUACGGUGCAACCUCGAGAGGAUACCUCAUGUUAUAUUUAGUCUUGUUACCCUGCAAGAAAUUGACUUAAAGGACAACAACUUGAUUAAUAUCGAGGAGAUCAUGAGCUUACAGCACCUCCACCGUCUCACCAGUUUGAAGCUCUGGUUUAAUCAGAUUUCUUCUAUACCUAUCCAGAUAGGAAACCUAGAAACCAUUGAACGGCUAUAUCUAAAUAACAACAAGAUAGACUAUAUCCCAGCUCAACUCUGCUUUUGUCGCAGGCUCCGGUAUUUGGAUUUGAGCCACAAUUACCUCAGUAAUAUCCCACCUGAAAUAGGACUACUCCAGAAUCUGCAGUACUUUGCUGUCACUAACAAUCAUAUUGAGACGCUGCCACCUGAACUAUUUCAGUGUAUCAACCUACAGACCCUCAACCUUGGGAACAAUCAGUUGGAUUCUCUGCCACCAAGAAUCGGAGAGCUCACCAAAUUAACUGAGUUGGAACUCCGUGAUAAUAAGCUAGAGCGCCUUCCAGUGGAGCUUGGAAUGUGUCCUCUUCUCAAACUCAGUGGGCUAUUGGUGGAGGAGGAAUUAUUCAAUGCCCUCCCUCUGGAAAUAAAAUAUAAGCUAGAAAGUUAG
Pelobates fuscus (common spadefoot toad) is the source of this 2340-nucleotide messenger RNA. RefSeq names its product volume-regulated anion channel subunit LRRC8A-like. Gene Ontology annotation, molecular function: protein binding. The transcript is spliced from 2 exons. The coding region runs from base 1 to 2340 and encodes 779 amino acids. The record is from RefSeq and is a predicted model, not a curated record. Lineage: Eukaryota; Metazoa; Chordata; Amphibia; Anura; Pelobatidae.